Messenger RNA from Sinocyclocheilus grahami, 3067 nucleotides. Its product is annotated as probable E3 ubiquitin-protein ligase HERC4. Gene Ontology annotation, cellular component: cytoplasm. NCBI's taxonomy places the organism in Eukaryota, Metazoa, Chordata, Actinopteri, Cypriniformes, Cyprinidae. The record is from RefSeq and is a predicted model, not a curated record. Bases 69 to 3050 code for a protein of 993 amino acids. Gene Ontology annotation, molecular function: ubiquitin protein ligase activity. Gene Ontology annotation, biological process: protein ubiquitination; ubiquitin-dependent protein catabolic process. The transcript has 24 exons.
CCUCAGCCCAGGAUGCACUGCAGAGAGACUCUUCUGGAGUCUGAUCUUCUCGAGCAUCAGCUGUGGUCAUGUUGUGUUUUUGGGGAGCGCAGGUCAGAGAGGGUUUUGAGCUGGUGAAGCCUGACCAAGUCAAACAUGGCGAUUCUGGAAUACGAUCUGUGUGUCCGAAAUCAGCAGUUCAGGACAUGUCAGCUGGAAGGAGUUUUGUUGGGUUUAUACGAGAUGGGAAGGUCUCGGUCCUGAGAUUGCGCAGUGAAGACUAUGAUCAUGAUGGAAAACUGAAGCAACUACAGCUAAAGAAUAAAAUCAGACUGAUCGUCUGUGGAGGAGAUGGUGCGGUUUUUCUUGCUAAUGGAGGAAAUGUUCUCAUUAUGGACAAAUCUACUGUGUGCAAGCCUCUCAAAAGUCUGGAUAACAGGCAGGUGAUUCAGAUCGCAUGUGGAGACCAUCAUUCAGUGGCACUAACCAAGGAUGGUCAGGUGUUGGUAUGGGGUGAGAACUCUCAUGGUCAGCUGGGUUUGAGGAAAGAUCAUCCCGGCUCUCCGUCUGCUCAACAUGUUCAGAGUCUGAGUGGGAUCCCGCUGGCUCAGAUCAGCGCUGGAGGAGACCACAGCUUUGUGUUGUCUCUCUCUGGAGUCGUGUUUGGAUGGGGAAAGAACUCUGCUGGACAGCUGGGCCUCGGAGACACUACAGACAGACACGUCCCAACGGCUGUAAAUAGUCUGAACCAGAAGAAAACUGUGUCCAUCUCAUGUGGAGGGGAACACACUGCCACUUUAUCAAAGGGCGGCACAGUGUUCACAUUUGGAUCCGGAGGUUGUGGUCAGCUUGGGCACAACUCAUUUAGAGAUGAACAUCAUCCGCGGGUGGUUACUGAACUGUGGGGAUCUGAAGUGUCACAGGUCACAUGUGGGAGACAUCACACACUCGUAUCAGUCACAUCGUCAAAGCUGAUCUACUCGUUUGGAUGUGGGACACAAGGGCAGCUGGGAAACGGAGAAAUGAUCAAUAAGUCUGUGCCUUACCCUGUGGAUCUGCCAACUGAAUGUAAUCAUGAAUAUACGAUUGAAAAACUCCUUGCUGGGGAGAAUCAUUCCUUUGCCUUGUCUUUCAAGGAACCUGGGAAUGAGUCCAAACCAAAUCCAAGCAGAGGGAUUUUGACAUUAGAUGACAGAAUGAUUGAGCGAUGGCUAUCUAAAAGUGAACCAAGGAAAGUGGUAAAGAAAAUGGCAAAGAAGGACAUAAACAAAGUAUUCUCCUCUGCUGCCUCUCUGAAUGGAAGCUUCCUCAAAACAAGUUGCGACCAACAUUAUCAGACAUCUGAGGAUCAUUGUGGGUUGGAUUUUGAUCUGGUUAAAACAUCCUUUGCAAAGUUAUCAAAGAAUGAAAGCUUGAUAUCAGAGGUAGUGAAGGUGGUUGAACAGAUGCUGCGAUCUCUGAAUCCAAAUCCAACUGGUGUGGAAUCGCUGAGAGUUUAUCUUCUCCUCCCUGAGCUCAUCAGACGUCUCCAGAAACAUCGAAGAACUGAACUCACUGAAGCUCUGGCCUCCAAAAUCCUUCAGCUGGAUCCUGAUUCUCACAAGGUGUUAGAGAAGUACUGGUCCAAACUCCCUGAUGGUUGGCUCAAAGGCCUGGUGAAGUUAUUUAGAAAAGCUUCAACUUCCAUGAUUGGCAGGAUUGCUGCUGACAGCAUGAACUUGGACAUAAAAACACGCCUGCCGAAAUUUGUGCAGAUCCUUGCGAUGGUCUAUCAGGUCUGCUGCAGUGCUAACAGAAACAUCACAAAGAGUGAUUUCAUUAUUAAUGAGAUCAAUGAUCUACUAGAUGUGCUGCAAACCAUCAAUGACGAUAUGAAUAACAACUGGGUGAUGUUGAACUGGACUGGACAAAUCCAAGCAGUGAUAGACCAGCAAAACUACUACAAUGCAAUCCUAAAAAAUCUUAUAUCACUUCCAUGCAUCUUUAACCUGGAGGCCAAAUGUAGCUAUAUGAAAAACAGAGUGUGGCAGGGUUGUUUUCCGCUGACCCUGAGACGCACAGCGCUGCUGGAGGACAGUUUCUCUCAGCUGAGAAUGGCCACUCAGCAACAACUCCGAGAAUUUUGGCUGUCGGUGUUUUACACAGAGGAUAUGAGAAAAACAGAUGUCAACAAGAGGGACUUUUUUCACAACGUGUUUGAAGAGCUUUGUGCACCAGAGUCUCAGAUGUUUAUGUACAAUGAUAACCAAACUAUGAGCUGGUUCCCAGCACAGCUCAGCGUGGAGAAGGAGAAGUACUUCCUGUUUGGGAUUCUGUGUGGCUUGGCCUUCAACAACAACUCUGUAGUGCAUCUGCCUUUUCCUUUAGCCUUGUUCAAGAAACUUCUCAAUGUCAAACCAUCUCUUGAAAACUUGAUUGAGUUUGAUUCAUGUCUUGGCAAGAGUUUGCAGUACAUCCUAGACUACAGCGAGGAUGUUGAGGAAAUGGAGAUGUACUACACGAUCAUAUGGCACGGAAUAGAAAUCGAACUGGAUCCAGCUGAGCCAGGAAAAAUGGUCACAAAUUCUAACAGAGAAGACUUUGUGGACAAGUAUGUGGAUUAUAUCCUGAAUAAAUCAGUGGAGGAAGUGUUUGAAGAAUUCAAGAGAGGCUUCUUCAAAGCAUGUGACCGAUGCAUGGUGGAGAUGUUUGAACCGGAGGAGCUGAGAGGAGUGCUGGUGGGCAAUGAGGAAUAUGACUGGGACAUACUCAAACAGAACACUACAUAUGAAGGAUCAUUUUAUGCUGGGCAUCCAACCAUCGUCUCAUUCUGGGAGGUGUUUGAUGAACUGACAUCAAAUGAGAAGAAGGCCUUUCUGUUGUUCUUGACCGGGUUCGAGAAAGUGCCCAUUCUGGGUAUGAGUGCGGUGAAGAUGAGAGUGAGACCCCUGUUCAUCUUUACUCAGGACCAUCUACCACAGGCCCUCACCUGCCAUGCUCUGCUAGACCUUCCUGUUUAUCAGAAGAAGGAAACGCUAAAGGCUAAAGUAAUCGAAGCCAUCCACCACAAGAGAGGUUUCUGGGAAGAAUGAGGCAGAUGCUGGAGUAC